This is a messenger RNA of Megalops cyprinoides (Indo-Pacific tarpon), 1798 nucleotides long. RefSeq names its product transmembrane emp24 domain-containing protein 10-like. Gene Ontology annotation, cellular component: COPII-coated ER to Golgi transport vesicle; Golgi apparatus; endoplasmic reticulum-Golgi intermediate compartment. Gene Ontology annotation, biological process: intracellular protein transport; Golgi organization; endoplasmic reticulum to Golgi vesicle-mediated transport. The coding region runs from base 36 to 659 and encodes 207 amino acids. The record is from RefSeq and is a predicted model, not a curated record. NCBI's taxonomy places the organism in Eukaryota, Metazoa, Chordata, Actinopteri, Elopiformes, Megalopidae. The transcript is spliced from 5 exons.
UAUUACGUAGAAUAUUGUGUAAGGCCUCGGUAGCCAUGCAUCGGUUUUGUGCAUUAACGUUACUUCUUACGGUUCUUAUUGAAUCGACCGUUUCCAUUUCUUUUUAUUUACCGGUAAAUUCUCGAAAAUGUUUGCGGGAAGAGAUCCACAAAGACGUGCUUGUCACUGGGGAAUAUGAGGUUAGCGAGCAACCUAACACUAAGACCAACCUUAAGAUCACAGAUUCCUCUGGCCACAUCUUGUACUCAAAAGAAGAUGCCUCCAAGGGGAAGUUCGCCUUCACGACUGAGGAUUACGACAUGUUUGAAGUCUGCUAUGAGAGCAAGUUUCCCAUGGGAACUGGGCGGGUCCCUGACCAGCUGGUCAAUUUGGACAUGAAGCAUGGCGUGGAGGCAAAGAAUUACGAGGAGAUUGCCAAAGUGGAGAAACUGAAGCCCCUGGAGGUGGAGCUUAGGAGACUGGAGGACCUGUCUGAGUCCAUCGUCAAUGACUUUGCUUAUAUGAAGAAGCGUGAGGAGGAGAUGAGAGACACUAAUGAGUCCACAAACACACGCGUCCUUUACUUCAGCAUCUUCUCCAUGUGCUGUCUGAUUGGCCUGGCCACCUGGCAGGUCUUCUACCUGCGCCGAUUCUUCAAGGCGAAGAAGCUCAUCGAGUAAAGCUGGGAGUUUCAUCCAGGGAAAGGUCCAUCGAUUGGCUCCGCCCUCGCUCGCUCACAAACCACCAUCAGCCAGUCGGGGCAGGCGAAGCGGUGCAGUUUGAAUCUAGUUUUUGGAGACGUCGAGUGACAGCUUGGACAGCGAAAUGCAGCCACUCUGAUGAAAGCUCCACCUUUACCACCGAAAUGCCGUUUUGUUUUUUUUUUUUCUCCCCUCCCUCGUCAUUUUUGUCUGUCUUCACAAAUGAUUGGUCACUUGGUUUUCUGUGUUGCUACGUGGUGUUUGAUUUUUGUAAAUACUGUUUUUGGACUUUCUACGGGGAAGAUUAAAAUUUGGGGCGGGGGAACAGUCUCACGAACUGCAGAGGAAAGUUUUUGAGCUUGCGCAUUCUUCUGCGUUUCCUACUCCAUCCCUUGUUCAUUUGUUUUGUUUUUAAGAAAAAAAAAAACAUAGAAAAACAUUUGCUAUAAAACUAAGAAUGUUGUGGAAUCAGAAAUUGCUGUAGCGCAUAUAGAUCCGUUUAAAGCUACCAAAGUCCCUUAAAUAAAUUUCUCUGCUUUUUGUCCUGUUUGCUGUGUUAAUAUAAGACCUUGAAUAUGUUGGCUGAAAAAAAUGUACUAUACGCAUACUCUGUGCCCAGCAGUAUUUGUACAUGUAGGCGUGUGGUCAUGUUGCAUUGGAAUCCAAGCCUGGAUUAAACCCAGAACACUGCAAUUGUACAUGGCAGCUUCAAAAAGGCAGUGUUCUCCCUUCUGACCUGUUCCUCCUGGUAGCUGUUUUUAGCUUGUAAUCAUAGUUGCAAUUACAAAAAUUGAGUUGGAACAUUCUGAUGAGGAAUUAUAGUCAGCUAUUGCUUGAUGUAAGAUGACGCCAGUUUCUUAAUAUAUUUAACAGUGAUGGUAAUAUAAAUGUAUGGUAGGCUUGAGGUGUUCAUGUUUAUAAGGGUAUUUUUGUUUUCUUGCUUUCCCUUUACAGCAAAAUCAGUGUGCGUUCUGUAAUCCUGCUCCUUUCAAACAGAAUGCUGUGGUGAAUGGUUGCUUUUGAUUUUUUUUUGGCCAUUUUAACUAAUACAGAUUUAUAAAUGCCAUACAGUUUGUGUUUUUUUUAUGGGACGAUCACCUUUGUUAUUCAAUAAAAGC